Messenger RNA from Amblyraja radiata (thorny skate), 1599 nucleotides. It is a transcript of the gene cnih4, whose product is annotated as cornichon family member 4. Gene Ontology annotation, biological process: vesicle-mediated transport. The record is from RefSeq and is a predicted model, not a curated record. The transcript is spliced from 5 exons. Lineage: Eukaryota; Metazoa; Chordata; Chondrichthyes; Rajiformes; Rajidae. The coding region runs from base 71 to 490 and encodes 139 amino acids.
UCCCUGUCCCCGGUGCCGGUGCCGGUGUCCCACACAUUCCGCUCCCCCGGCAGCGCAGGCGGAAGCGAAUAUGGAGGCGGCCGUGUUCAUCCUCUCCCUGGUCGAUUGCUGCGCCUUGAUCUUCCUCGCCGUCUAUUUCAUUAUAACGCUCUCAGAUCUGGAAUGCGAUUAUAUCAACGCCAGGGCAUGCUGCUCCAAGCUGAACAAGUGGGUGUUGCCGGAGCUGGUGAGCCAUAGCGUGGUCACGAUCUUGAUGCUGGUCUCCCUGCACUGGUUCAUUCUGCUGCUCAACUUGCCCAUUGCAGCCUGGAAUCUCUACAGAUACUUCUCUGUCCCCUCUGGCAAUGUGGGGGUCUUCGACCCGACCGAGAUACACAACCGAGGCCUGCUCAAGACCCACAUGAAAGAGGCCAUGAUCAAACUCGGCUUCCACUUGCUGUGUUUCUUCAUCUACCUGUACAGUAUGAUCCUGGCAUUGAUCAACGAUUGAGUGCCCCAGUGGAGGUGUGUGGACAUGCACAAACAUCGAGCAGAGCUGGGACCGGGCUCCCGUUUGGUUCUCUUGGGUUAGAAGUUGGAGAAGGUCGUAUCAUGCAGGUUACAUUCAGGACCCGACUGAAAUGUGUUUUGAGAUUAUUUUUUUUAAGCAAUAAAGUUACAGUUUAAAAGUAAGGCUUUGAUUGUCUGGUUGAGAGGUUACAGGUUAGAGUGAUCCUCGAUCAAACGUGGGUUGUGCUGUGCUGACUGCAGCCAGUUGUUCUCAGUAGCUGCCUAGCAGGAACAGCUGAGACAGAGUUCCUUCUACCCCCAGACUACCAAAUAAGACAUGGCUGAUCAGACUAUUAACCUCAGUUCCAUUUUCCUGCCUCAUUUCUUUAGAGCCUGCUCUUCCUCAGUGCUGUGGUUCUCUGGGGUAGAGGGUUUCUUUGAGAGAUAUACCAUCUCUUGGUUUGGCCUUAAAUGCUGAUGUGUUAUUGCAAGAUAAAUAACUCCUUCCCUGGGUUUCCCCAGGAGUCCAACAUUCUCUCAGAAUCGGGAGGAUCACCUUUUGAUCUUGUGGUCUGCUUAAUCCUCCUUUGAAAGGCAAUCUUACUGAAUUCUGUCAGUACUGCCUCACUGAUGAAUCUUGUAGGAUUGUUCUGGCAAAGCAGUCUGUGCAGCCCUGAGCUCUUCCUCUUCAGCUCUUCAGACUUCUAUUAUUCCCAUAGGCCUGAAUGUUUUUCCUCUCUUACAAUUUUUGUUUUGUAAAAUUGAGGUAUGUACAAUGAGGAAUGAAUUGGGAAACUAUUUUUCAUUAUGCCAGCCAAAUUGGUUAGAAUAGGAUUUUGAUUGGGAAAUAGAGAACCACUUAAAAGUUUAUUUGAAAAUUGACGAGCAGAAAAAAUAGCUGUCCUGGGGGAAAAAAAAAAAUCAGUGUUGGAAGUAAAAUCUCUUUACAUGUAACCUCCCCACAGUAAUAAGAAACCAUGGUGUUUUAAGAACAGAACUACUAGUUUCACCAAGUGAUGGCUUCUAUUGACAUUUGUGCAACAAUCAAACAAUGUAAUUUAGUCUUUAAUAUUUUUAGCAAUAUAAAUAAAAUUAUUGCUGUUGAAAAGA